AUGUUAGAAUCCAUUGAAGCUUCAAUCGAACAUAUAAGAUCAAUAUUAUCAUCAAGAUCAUCAAAAACUGAAUAUUCUUUUAAAUUAAACAAUAUUAAUAUUGAUGCAUUAAAAGAUUUAAUUUGUUUAUUAAAAGAAUUUAAAAAUGUAUCUUUACUAGUUCAAAUUUGUACUCGUCCAUCACUGCAUAUGGCUUAUAUUGGUAUCAAUAAACUUGAACAUCAUUUAACUGGAGCUGAUUUUGAUCAAAAUGAUGAUCUUAUCAACAUAGAUGAUCGUCGUGAAGCAGCUAUUUUGCAUCCUCUUUAUCGUGAAUUAACUUUUGCUACAUCAUACUUCAAAAGUACUGCUGAUAUGUACAUUCGUGAACAACUAGAUGAAAUUCUUGGUUUAAAUAAGCAACAACAUGCACCAACUGCUGAACCAUCGAAAAAAAAACAUAAGAAAAUGGAAGAUCAAUUUGCUGAUCCUGAUGAUGAUGUUAAUAAUUAUGAUGUUAAUGUAACAUCAACAACUAUAGUUAAAAAUGAUGAACUCGAAAGAUAUUUAAGAAUGAAUAUUGAAGAUAAAUAUAAGCAAUCAAAUCCAUUACCAUUUUGGCGUGAUCAUCAAACUAAAUUCCCGGCAUUAUCGUUAUUGGCUCGUCGUCUCUUCUCUAUCCCGAUUAACAUCAGCGGCGGUAGAGCGUCAGUUUUCACUUGGUGGUCUUACAAUUACUCAACGUCGUUGUUCUCUUGA
Messenger RNA from Rotaria socialis, 738 nucleotides. The record is from the annotation of a GenBank genome assembly. Lineage: Eukaryota; Metazoa; Rotifera; Eurotatoria; Philodinida; Philodinidae.